CAUAUAUCAGGUUUCAAUACAGCUGAAGAACGUUCUGAUAUGGGAUGAACCUGAGAAUUGGUGAUGCGGUAUUAUCUGUUACUUGUAUGCUGUUUGGCAUCUUUCAUCCAUUGUCACUAUCAUAUCAACGACCAGGACGUUCAUCGAGGAAAUGAAAAAGAUGCAAACCUGAAGCUCCAGAAAGUCGUACAAAUAACUGAAAACCCUAGGCCAACGCAACUGUUAAAAUAUAUACAGAACACAAAGAAAAGCUCAUCAGAAACAUAUGCAAGUAGAUUACGAUACCAGAGCCACGGUCAAUCAGCGAUUCCGAACAUAUCUCUGUCUCUUACGGCGGGAAAUUAUUACAUGAAAUUCAAAAAUGUCCCCAUGAAUCCUCUGAUGAUAAGAAGAGCGCCAAUUGCUACGAUAGGAGAACCUUGGCCAUUACCACAGAAAUAUGAAGUCAAUGAAAAUAUUGUGUUUAGAAUUUCCGAACCGUUGAAUAUAAAAAUCAGGAAUAAUACUUGUGACGUAUUAGAAAGUGCUGUUAAAAGAUUUGAAGACACUGUGUUUAGGUUUGCCUUAGAGGAAUACUAUACAAACUUAGUGCAUAUUGAAGGAUCGGGUUUCGAAAGCUUAGACAAAAAAUAUCAGCAUUCAAAAUAUACCAAACCUGUUAAUCUCACAACAUUUCAUAUAUAUGUGAAUUCUGAGUGUUCAAAGUAUCCAAAGCUUGAGUCAGACGAAUCUUACAGCUUGCUGAUAAAGAACUUUGGAAUAGUGCUUAUGAGUGAUGAAGUAUGGGGUGCACUUAGGGGGCUAGAAACGCUCAGUCAAGUUAUAUUUACCUGGAAAGAUCAGUAUUUUGUUCGUGAUACACUGAUACGAGAUUUUCCUCGUUUUAAACAUAGAGGUGUUCUUGUUGAUUCUGCCAGACAUUUUAUGACAAAAGACGUAAUAUAUAAUGUUUUAGAUGGAAUGUUCCAGAACAAAAUGAACGUGCUGCACUGGCACUUAGUUGAUGAUCAGUCCUUUCCUUACCAGAGUAAAAUAUUCCCAGAUCUAAGUGGUAAGGGAGCUCAGCAUCCAUUACUCACAUAUAACCACGAAGACAUUGCAGACAUCGUAGAGUAUGCUCGACUACGUGGUGUAAGAGUUAUACCAGAAUUUGACACACCAGGUCACGUGUAUUCCUGGGGAUUCGGAUAUCCAGACAUUUUAACACAGUGUUACACUAACUCUAGAAAAGUACAAGGAUAUUACGGUCCCCUGAAUCCUGCAAGGAAUUCUACGUUUGCUUUUCUAAAGAAACUUUUUACAGAAGUUAUGGAUGUUUUUCCAGAGAAAGUUUUACAUCUUGGUGGAGAUGAAGUGCCCCUUGAGUGUUGGGUAACGAAUCCAGAAGUUUCAGCAUUGUUAAACAGGUUAAAUAGAAUUACAACGCCAUCGUAUGGUGACGUCAUGAAACCUGUCUGGGAAUGGUACACAAACAGAUUUAUAAAUAUUUUGAAGGACAUAAGACAGUCAAGGAAUGAAGCUGGUCAGUAUAUUCUUUGGGAAGAAGCUUCGAAAAACAACUUAAAUAUAGCGAAAGAUGCAAUAAUUCAAAUCUGGUUAGGAGGAGGCAGGGAAAUUCUCAAAGCCCUAGAUCAAGGAUAUCGUGUUCUGUUUUCAUCUUGUUGGUAUUUAGAUCACUCAAAAUACGGCAUCCAUUGGACAGAUUAUUAUCUCUGUGACCCAACGCAUCAUAAUAUAAAGUACCAACCCUCACUUAUAAAUGAUCUCAAAAGAAGAGAAGACAAGAUACUAGGUGGAGAAGUUUGUUUGUGGAGUGAAUAUAUAACCAGCGAGUCUCUUAUGUCAGUAAUGUGGCCAAGAGCAUCUGCUGCUGCAGAACGAUUAUGGAGUAGUUCCUCAGUUGUAAGUAUACAAUCAGCUGGUAGACGUCUACAGGAGCAUCGGUGUAGAAUGCUGAGACGGGGACUACAAGUUGGCCAUAUAAAUGGACCAGACUAUUGUCUGUUACCUAAACAUAGAAACGAUUUUAAGAAUAAGAAUAUUAAAAAACGAAGUGCAGACAAAAUGGAGGAAAUGAAUCUCCAAUAUCGUACUAGUCUUGUUUUUAAGAAAAUUAAUAAUUUAGAGCCAUUUCUAAUAGGACUAGUAUUUAGUAUAAGUGGUGCCUUAUUUAUUUUACUUUUAACUUGUUUAAAAUUUAAAUCAAGAGUUUUUGUAAUCUGCUGGACAUUUAAAUAA
Molecule: messenger RNA, 2238 nt
Organism: Mytilus trossulus (common blue mussel)
Lineage: Eukaryota; Metazoa; Mollusca; Bivalvia; Mytilida; Mytilidae
Product: beta-hexosaminidase subunit beta-like
Exons: 15
Coding region: 64-2238 (724 amino acids)
Biological process (GO): glycosaminoglycan metabolic process; carbohydrate metabolic process; ganglioside catabolic process
Cellular component (GO): membrane; lysosome
Molecular function (GO): beta-N-acetylhexosaminidase activity
Source: RefSeq, a predicted model, not a curated record